Octodon degus (degu) is the source of this 535-nucleotide messenger RNA. RefSeq names its product ribonuclease pancreatic. Lineage: Eukaryota; Metazoa; Chordata; Mammalia; Rodentia; Octodontidae. The transcript has 2 exons. The record is from RefSeq and is a predicted model, not a curated record. Bases 71 to 535 code for a protein of 154 amino acids. Gene Ontology annotation, molecular function: RNA nuclease activity; nucleic acid binding.
CCCAAGACUGAGUGCAGAAGCUGACUUCCCUCUCUGGAGACCCAGGCUCUCCCAGGACAGCAAGGUCACCAUGACUCUGGAGAAGCCCUUUGUGCUGUUCCCACUGCUUGUCCUGGUGCUCUUAGGGCUAGGGUGGGUGCAACCUUCCCUGGGCAAAGAGUCCUCGGCUGAGAAGUUCCAGCGGCAGCACAUGGACUCAAGUGGUUCCCCUAGCACCAACUCCAACUACUGCAAUGAAAUGAUGAAGAAGAGGAGUAUGACACAGGGACGUUGCAAGCCAGUGAACACAUUCAUCCAUGAGCCCCUGGCAGAGGUGCAGGCUGUCUGCUCCCAGAAAAAUGUGCCCUGCAAGAACGGGCAGACCAAUUGCUACCAGAGCAUCUCCAACAUGCACAUCACAGACUGCCGCCUGACAAGUAAUUCCAAGUACCCCGACUGCUCAUAUCGCACCCGCCAGGAGGAGAAGAGCAUCAUCGUGGCCUGUGAGGGGAACCCGUAUGUGCCGGUCCACUUCGAUGCUUCCGUGGCAGCCUAA